AUGUCUGCUGCCGUCGAGAAGGUUUCCGAAGCCGUCAAUGACGUUACCAAUGCUCUGAGCAAUGCCACUAUCUCCGACAAGGCCGCCGAUAAGCCUGCCGCCAACAACGAUGCCGUCCUCGCCAGCGCUGCUGAGGGACGCCGUCUGUACAUCGGCAACCUGGCCUAUGCGACAACGGAGGGGGAGUUGAAGGAGUUCUUCAAGGGUUACCUUGUCGAGUCCGUCUCCAUUCCCAAGAACCCUCGCACCGACCGACCUGUUGGCUACGCCUUCGUCGACCUCUCCACCCCCUCUGAGGCCGAGCGCGCUAUCUCUGAGCUUUCUGGCAAGGAGAUCCUCGAGCGCAAGGUCUCCGUUCAGCUUGCCCGCAAGCCUGAGCCAGCUGGAGAGAAGACUGAGGGUGCCAACGGAGAGGGUGCUGGUGAGGGUAACCGCCGCCGCGCCUCCGGUCGUGGCCGUGGCCGUGGCCGCGGUCGUGGCGGCCGUGGUGCCCGCGGUGGCCGCAACGAGGAUGGUACUCCCAUUGAGGGCGCUGCUGCCGAGGUCCCUGCCGGCGCUCCCGCUACCUCUGAGGUUCUGCCUCUGACCGAUGCCACCAACAAGGAUGCCGCCAAGACCCAGAAGGCCGGCGAGUCUGCUGAGGCUCGUGCUCCCCGUGAGCGCCGCGAGCGUGGCCCCCCCGCCGAUGGCAUUGCCUCCAAGACCAAGGUCAUGGUCGCCAACCUGCCUUACGACCUGACCGAGGAGAAGCUCAAGGAGCUCUUUGCUGCCUACGAGCCUUCUUCCGCCAAGAUCGCUCUCCGCCCCAUCCCCCGCUUCAUGAUCAAGAAGCUUCAGGCUCGCGGUGAGCCCCGUAAGGGUCGUGGUUUCGGCUUCGUCACCCUCGCUUCCGAGGAGCUUCAGCAGAAGGCUGUCUCUGAGAUGAACGGCAAGGAGAUUGAGGGCCGCGAGAUCGCCGUCAAGGUCGCCAUCGAUAGCCCCGACAAGACCGACGAGGAGGCCAACGCCCCCAAGGAGGAGACCAAGGCCAACGGCACCCAGGAGGCUGCCACCGACGCCGCGGCUGCUCCUGCUGCUGCGGAGACCGCGGCCGCUGCUCCCGCCACCACCGCCUAA
This is a messenger RNA of Colletotrichum orchidophilum, 1116 nucleotides long. Its product is annotated as RNA recognition domain-containing protein. The transcript has 4 exons. NCBI's taxonomy places the organism in Eukaryota, Fungi, Ascomycota, Sordariomycetes, Glomerellales, Glomerellaceae. Gene Ontology annotation, cellular component: nucleus; ribonucleoprotein complex; cytoplasm. The record is from RefSeq and is a predicted model, not a curated record. The coding region runs from base 1 to 1116 and encodes 371 amino acids. Gene Ontology annotation, molecular function: mRNA binding.